AUGGCGCUCGUGCCCAGCGCCGACGACCAGGCCGCGGCCUGCAAGGCCACCAUCCCCUGGUCCGAGAUGUUCCGCUCCGCCUCCGUCCGCCGCCCCAAGCAGGCGGAGGACCCGCCCAAGCCCGCGCCCUCGCCGACGGGGAAGAAGGCGGCGCCGCCGGCCGAGGCCGAGGGGCUGUCCCUCGAGCCGGACGCUCGCCUGGCGCUCUACAUCGCCAUGGCGCACGCGGGGCUCGCCACGGCGCUGCUCGUGCUCUACGGCCUCUACAUGCUGCUCGCCGACUUCCUCCGCCCGCUGCAGUGGGCGCUGCUCUGCUCGGUCCCGCUCCGCGAGACGCAGCACGCGCUCGUCGCCUUCUGGGAGCCGCCGCUCCGCGGCGGGUUCAGCGCCACCGUGCUCGCGCUCCCGCUCGCCGCUCUGCGUUCCUGCGCGGCCACCCUCGCCGACGCGCGCGCCGCGCUGAUGCGCCGCCCGCUGCCGCCGUCGCCGUCCUUCCCGCGCCUCCUGCGCUGGCUCGCCUCAUCCUUCUUCUUCCUCCUCCUGCUCGAGCGCCUCGGCACCGCCGCCGCGCUGCUCCUCCUCGGCGUCUCCCUCGCCUUCUACGCCGCCUCUCCCAAGCCCUCCUCUUUCAUCCCCCGUGCCGCCGCCUCCCGCAUCUCCGGUCGAACACCUUCGUCCCGCGGCCUCCUCCUCACCGGCGGCAUCCUCCGCCACCUCAGGACCCUCGUCGCCGUCGGCCUCAUGCUUGGCAUGAUUGCUGGCUUCCUAGGAGGCAGCUUCUUCUUCUCCUACAAGAUCGGACUCGAGGGCAAGGAUGCCGUCAUGUCCCUCAAGUCCCAUGUCGAGAAUGGCAACUACUCUGAAAAGAUUGGCCUCAAGAAGUUGCUUGACGACAAUGACAUCCCGGGCUUGGUGGAGCAGUACUCAGGGAAGCUCGUCGAAACCGUUUGGGAGCAGGUAGACCAAUUGGCUGUACAAUACAACCUUACUGAUUUCACUAGUGGAUUCAAGCACUUCUUGAUCAGCCAAUCAGUCCCAUCUGGUGCCAAGAGCAAGGAGCUCAUCACUUCUAGACCGCACCCGUACUCGCUAAAGCUGCAGGCCAUUACGCUGCGUGUGAAGAACAGGGAGUGGUUGGAGAUCUACAGGGAGCUGGACUCAUUCUUCAGGGAGCUGUUAAUCACAAGGGAGGAUCUAGUGGUGAAGGCCAAGGACCUGGCUUUGCAGGGCACAGAGAUUGCAAAGAGUCUGCUAUCUAGCGGCACCUCUGUGCUCGGUGGUAGUGCCAAUUUGAUGCUAUCCAUUGCUCUCCGCAUUCUCUCCGGUGCAGCAGAGGUGCUCAAUUUUGUGUCACAGCUGAUGGUCUUUAUGUGGGUGCUGUACUACCUCAUCACCGUUGAGGGUGGCGGGGCAACGGAGCAGGUCAUUGACCUCUUACCGGUGUCCAAACAAGUAAAGGAGCGUUGCGUCGAGGUUAUAGACCAUGCCAUUAGCAGUGUCUUGUUAGCCACUGCCAAGAUUGCUAUAUUCCAAGGAAUCCUGACAUGGCUGUUGCUCAAGUUCUUCAAGGUGCAUUUUGUGUACACAGCAACUGUGUUUACAAUCAUCAGUGCACUUUUUCCAAUACUACCAGCAUGGCUGUCCUCCAUAUUUGCCGCAGCGCAACUGCUGACGGAAGGGAGAUAUGUCCUCGCGGUUAUGGUUACGGUGAUACACCUUGUGAUCAUGGAUUAUGGAACCACGGUCAUUCAGGAGGAUAUACCUGGGUACAAUGGGUAUCUGACUGGCCUUAGCAUAAUCGGUGGCAUGACAUUAUUUCCCAAUGCUCUCGAGGUGCAAUAUUAG
Molecule: messenger RNA, 1845 nt
Organism: Triticum turgidum subsp. durum (durum wheat)
Lineage: Eukaryota; Viridiplantae; Streptophyta; Magnoliopsida; Poales; Poaceae
Source: the annotation of a GenBank genome assembly